GCGCAUAGAGACAUAGCGCGUGCAGCGAACGUUUCUGUAGCCGUCUCUUUAUUUUUUCCUUCAAGGGUUCUUUGCGAACGAAACACAAAAUAGUUUGAAACUUGUCCACAUCGGAACCAUGAUGUUUCCCUGCUCUGUACCGCCUGCUCUGUACCCGAGCUCACUGCAUCCCGCGGCGGCUCUCUCCUCGCCCGUGAACCGCUCAUUCCACUCAGGCUUCCUGGUGGAAGACCUCCGAUUGAGCCAGCCGGUCACCUACAUACACAGGACUUUGUCUUUAAGAGGCUCCGGACACAUGAUCCCACUCAGCGUGGAACCGUGCGGCCCGCCCCGGGCAUUAGAGGCCAGCGCAGAGCGCUCGGUGCGCCAGAGCUCCAGCCAGCCGAGCCGCAGUAGCCCCGGAUCUCCGCACACUGGCUGCCCUAACUCCAGCGACCUCAAAUUUGGCGUUAGUGCGAUCCUGGCACCGUCUACACGGAGCAUCCAGAGUGUUCAGACCAAGUCCUUCCCUCUUCCUUUCUUUGAAGGGGGCUUCCAUCCUUUCAUCAGAGCUUCCUGUUUCACAGCUUUGUCCUCUGUGGUUCCUGUCCUGGGAACUUUUUCAUGGCCCUUAGCCCCCAGAGGAAAGCCCAGGAGGGGCAUGCUGAGGCGGGCUGUGUUCUCAAACCUCCAGAGGAAGGCCCUGGAGAGAACUUUCCAGAGGCAGAAAUACAUCAGCAAACCAGACAGGAAGAAACUGGCCAGUAAACUAGGACUUAAAGAUUCCCAGGUGAAGAUCUGGUUUCAGAACCGCAGGAUGAAAUGGAGGAAUUCCAAAGAGAGGGAGCUGCUUUCGACAGGUGGCUGUCGACAGCAGACCCUCCCCACCAAAACCAAUCCCCACCCGGACCUCACUGAUGUAGGCGGCCCCCACUGCCAAAGGCGAGAGAGCCAUGAGUCACCUCUUCACCAGCACCUGACAUCUCUAUCCGGCAAACUGUCGGAACUCUCGGGGUCAGACAGUGAAGAGAUCACUGUGUCAUAGGACUGGUCAGACUCCUUUUUUCUUUUUCAAACAGCAGCUUCCUCUGAAAAUAUCCCAUCAGCUGCAAAGAAUAACUCAACAAGAACUAAUGAAUGGAGGCAAAUACCACAAGUGCUUGAAGUGGCUCUGUACAUAGUUUUCUAUUCUGCCUUUUACCCUGUGAUUCAUAUGCCUGUACAGUGAUGUUUACACAACUCGCUGUAGUCCAGUGUAUCAAUAUACAGUAAACAAAGGAUAUUAUUUUAGAGAUAUUUUAGGUAGUUGUAGCUUGAAAUGUCUUAAACUCUUAAGUAUACAAAGUGCUGUUUUCAUACAUAUGUUUAUUCUUUAUACUUUCUCAAAUAACUCUUGGCAAUGGUCAUAUUGUGAUUAUAUUUAGUGUCAUGCUCCAUGAACUCAGUGUCUUAUUUGGAUUAAACAUUAUAGACUGGUAAUUUAAUUCUGCAUUACAGCGUCAUUGCUGUGUGGAGAGUUGAUGCUUUGGUUACCUGAGCAACCGCAGAUUGCCUUUAAAAAAAAACUUGAAUUUACUGCACGUUAAGGUAUAACAGUAUAUUUUUCCAAGAGGAAGCAUAUUUCAACAGCUCACAUCAUUAAAUCUUGUUUUUGACGUUAAAUUGUGGAUGAUUUUAUAAAGGCAACACUAUGAAAGUAAACCACUGUAGUGAUUUCAGAUUAUAAGGUGUUUGUUCUGGUGUGACCUGAUAGAAGGUGUAACAAUAUUUCAAUUCAUGCACCGGGACACGCCUAGAACCUGCCAGGGAACAUGAGCUUAGCAAGUCACCACUGAAUACAGGUUUGUGUCUUUGUUCUUCCACAGCUGGGGGCUAUUGCACUAAAGUAGAAUAAAGAAAGCCAGGAUAACUGAAAAAGCGCAGUUUGACUUAGUGUGAUCCGCUCAGAGCGGCUAAAUCGGUUGCACGAGCCAGUAUGAGAAGGUGAAGCUAUGUCAAUCUAGGUGUACGCAGUUGGGAUAAGUGCAAGUCCGCGGCUUUCUUAAAUAGACCACAGUAUUGAUCACAGAUAUACUGAUGCAGAAAUAGAAAAGCGGGGCAUAUUUUUCACCUAAUUCAUGAUUUCAACUAAUCAUGGAAAUGUAUGAGGAAGUGAAAGCAUAUAAUAUGCCAAAAAGGAAAUAUGGCAGCUGUAAUUAAACAGAGAAAAAGCCUGGCUGUGAAUUAGGAAAGUUGUAUGGUUGUUGUAGUUGGUUUUAUUGCUUUAUCUGUGUUUAUGUGCUAAUUGUGCCGUUUUUACUGUCUUUGAGUAGCCUACCAUGUAAUGCACUAUAUAAAUAAAAUGUCUUAUUAUUUAGCAUACUUUGCCUUAAAGGUUAGCGGGAAUUAAUGUUCCUCUGGAGAAUAUGGUGGUGGUGUCUAAUUCUAAAUAUCUUUAAUUAAUGUUCAUACAGAAUAAAAAUUACCUAU
This is a messenger RNA of Gasterosteus aculeatus aculeatus (three-spined stickleback), 2448 nucleotides long. RefSeq names its product homeobox protein DBX1-B-like. Gene Ontology annotation, biological process: regulation of transcription by RNA polymerase II; cell differentiation in spinal cord. NCBI's taxonomy places the organism in Eukaryota, Metazoa, Chordata, Actinopteri, Perciformes, Gasterosteidae. The record is from RefSeq and is a predicted model, not a curated record. Gene Ontology annotation, molecular function: DNA-binding transcription factor activity, RNA polymerase II-specific; DNA binding.